AUGGAAUAUCUUGAAAAUCUAAGAUAUUUCAGUUGCCAAUAUAUUAUUUUUUUUUAUGGAGUAAUAAUUUUCAUACCAUUAAUUAUUAUAUCAUGUAUUAAAAAUGGCCCUGAAAAAGAAAAAAGUGUUAAAUCUUGUCAAAAAAAAGUUAUAUUAAAUGAAGAAACAAAAUUAUCAAAUACUUCAUAUAAAGAAACAGUUAUAGUUGAUAAAAAAAUAUGUUUUCGUUUUGCAUAUAUACUACAAAUUGGAAUAGCAUAUGUUAAUUGUGUUGGAUGUUCAAAAAAAAUAAUUAAAGACAUGGAUAUGUUUGAGGCUCCAACUAAUUCUAUACAAAAUUAUAUGAAAUCAAAGAAAGAAAAAAAACAAUUAGUUGUUAGUUGUUUUUUGAAUACAAAACAAAUUAAUGAUUUAUUGAAAGAAUUUAAAAAUGCUAAAGAUACCAAAUUAAAAGUUUCGCAAACAUCAUCUAAAAAACCUGUGUUAGGUAAUACAUAUGUCUAUAGAACAGAUGAUGAAGUCACAGGAAUUGAUAGAGUUGUUAAAAAUACAAUUACAAACUCUAAUACUUCAACUAUAGAAAGUUUAAUAGAGGAUGAAAAUAUGUUAGGGAGAAUAAUACAAAAUGGACCCAGACCUUUUGAUUAUAAAUUUGAUGAGUUGGCUGAUAUUUUAAGAAAAGCAACAAAUAUUGUUUCAAAAGAAUCAUGUCUUAUUGAAUGUUCUAUACCAUGUGCUGUUUAUGGUGAUAUUCAUGGACAAUAUUCAGAUUUAUUUCGUUGGUUUCAAAUAAAUGGAUGGCCUUCAAAGACUAAGUCAAUUUUUUUGGGUGAUUAUGUAGAUCGUGGUAUUUAUGGUGUUGAGGUUAUUGGUCUUUUAUGUGCCCUAAAAAUUGAGUUUCCGGAUAAUAUUUAUUUGAUUAGAGGUAAUCAUGAAGAAGAAAGAAUAAAUAGAAAUUAUGAAUUUUAUCAUGAAGUAUUAUAUAAAUUUGGUAUAACACAAGGCGAAGAAAUGUUUAAAUUAUUUAGUACUUUUUUCAGUUAUCUUCCAUUAAGUGGUUUAAUUGGUGGAAAAAUUUUAUGUAUGCAUGGUGGUAUAUCACCUAAAUUAACUUCAUUAGACACAAUAAGAAAUAUUAUCAGACCAAUAUCUUCUUUUACUAAUAAAACAUUAGCCUGUGAUUUGGUGUGGAGUGAUCCUUGUAAUAAUAGAAAAACUCCUGAAUAUACACCAAACUUUGAUCGUGAUCAUAUUCAUGGUAUUGGUCAAUUAUUUACUACAAAAGCUAUUGAAAAUACCAUACAAAAUCUUAAUAUUGAUCUUAUAAUUCGCGCACAUCAAGUACCAUUAAAGGGAAUAACUAGUUUUGCUAAUGGUAAAUUAUUAACAGUUUUUUCAGCACCUGGAUAUCAGGGGGAUAAUGCUUUUAACAUUAAUUGGGGAGCAUCUUUAUUUAUUAAUGAAGAUUUUAAUAUAACAAUAAAUAAAAUAAGAGUUACUCGAAAGUGUAGGAUGAAUAGAAUUAAAGCUAUUAAUGCUCGUAAAGCUAAUAAACAAAAAAUAUUGCUUAAAUAA
Molecule: messenger RNA, 1575 nt
Organism: Strongyloides ratti
Lineage: Eukaryota; Metazoa; Nematoda; Chromadorea; Rhabditida; Strongyloididae
Product: Serine/threonine-protein phosphatase PP1-beta catalytic subunit
Exons: 1
Coding region: 1-1575 (524 amino acids)
Cellular component (GO): nucleus; cytoplasm
Molecular function (GO): protein serine/threonine phosphatase activity
Source: RefSeq, a predicted model, not a curated record